AUGUUGAUCCCUUUCUUGGGGAUCUUCGUGGGCAUGACUCUCUGGAGUCAGUGGUUCCCCAUCCCGGGGUUCACUACUCCAGAGCAGUCGUUCGUGCGGCGUCUGGCUGGUUCAUUCCAGCUGACGGUGGAGUCGUGGGCCUUCUGUGACCUGGUGGACACUGCCGCCUCCCAGCGCGGUGUUUUCCAGGGCGAGCAUCCUGUAUGGGAGUCGCCUUCUCACGUUGGCCAUGGGUAUGCAAACUCGACGGGCUUUGUGCUCGUCUCAACGGACUUUCUGGUUCUUAGCCUUGAAACGGAUCUCAUCAUCCGGCCUGGUCUGGUUGAUGAGAUGCCGUCUGGGUUUCCAACCCCGUUCCCGGUACCCAUCUCGGUCUUGCCUCGGUCUUGCGAUGGGGGAGUGACAUCCUCUGCACCCCAGAGGUUUAUCAACCCCAUCGUGAUUAGACCCAAGAUCGAGCACCUUGGCUUCCUCACCACGUUGUGGUUCAUCUGUGUUUGGUGUAUGGUACAAAUCCCUUGGGCUUUGAUUGCUUACCAACGACAAUCGCGCUCCGGACUUGAUACCUUGAUUUACUGGACUCUGAAGUUUCUCGAGGGCCAACCGCAGAUUGCACGUGUGCAAUUUGUGGGCGAGGACGAUUCAUCUUCCUUUGACGAGGAGAUGGAUCGUCUUAUCGCGGGCCCAAAGGAAACGGACGAGGACAUUCUUUCUUGGGUCAUGGCCGCAGACAGUUGUCCCGAAUCUGUGUCUCAUGUGUCGGUUCUCUCUCGGUCUGGAGGUAUCUGGGUCCACCGGAUAUUCGAAAGCCUGGGAGAUGAGCAAGCACUGGUCCCAGUAUCGGCUUGCAAUACCACUGACCCGGUGAACACUACGGAUGACGCUCGCACGGACUUGGUCUCUCGGCAUCCUUGGAACUCGAGUGCUCUCUACGCCUCCGACUCUGAGGAUCCUUCGGCUCCGGCUGAGGGUCCGAUUAGUAACGGUGCGGAUGAUGAGCGUCCUGAUUCCACCCCUGCGUCCUCUGGAAGAAGGAACCGUCCGUCGCAAGCAAAGAGACGUCGCGAAGCAAAGAGAGCAGCACAACAGGGAAAGAAGGAACUACAGCACUCCAGUGUUCUAGCCUCUUACGCUUCCAGUGCUUCUGCUUCUCUUGCGAUGUCUUCGAGCUCGACGCCUUUGUCGGCUUUGGCUCCGGUCUUCGUUCCUGGUCGUCUGGCGGAGCAGGAUGAUCUGCAGAGUGGUCCUCCUUCUUCAGCUCCCUUGUUCGCAUCCGCGGGCAUUGAUCCUCCUGCAGACUGUGGUACGACUACGCCCGAUGAGAACGCUCCGCCCCAGCUGCACCACCGCCGCCGUCGCCGUCGACAGCGUCGUGCCUAG
Messenger RNA from Penicillium verrucosum, 1380 nucleotides. RefSeq lists its product as uncharacterized. Lineage: Eukaryota; Fungi; Ascomycota; Eurotiomycetes; Eurotiales; Aspergillaceae. The record is from RefSeq and is a predicted model, not a curated record. The coding region runs from base 1 to 1380 and encodes 459 amino acids. The transcript has a single exon.